Molecule: messenger RNA, 1529 nt
Organism: Patella vulgata (common limpet)
Lineage: Eukaryota; Metazoa; Mollusca; Gastropoda; Patellidae
Product: zinc finger protein 239
Exons: 2
Coding region: 223-1305 (360 amino acids)
Biological process (GO): regulation of DNA-templated transcription
Molecular function (GO): RNA polymerase II cis-regulatory region sequence-specific DNA binding; DNA-binding transcription factor activity, RNA polymerase II-specific
Source: RefSeq, a predicted model, not a curated record
UAUCUUUCAUAUUAAUUAUUUCGAUUAUAUUUUGAGUAUUGUUGCUGUUGUUUACCGCCAGUCGAGAAGCCGUGUCAACUAUUUUCGUCUUUAACAGUCAGCUCAACUAGAUACGAAUGAUCAUCGUCGUCAGUCAGCUCAACUAGAUUCGAUUGAUCAUCGUCGUCAGUCAGUGAUCAGCUAAAAAUAAACAAUAACCGCUGGCACUGGUGACCAAAAAACAUGGAAACUGAUGAUGUUAUAACUUUCCAUCAGUGUGUUGUAUGCGAAAAAAGGUUUCAACAACUUGAUGACUUAGAAAAUCACAACAAAGUCCAUAUUAAAGAAGAGAAAACUGAUGAUGUUGAUGAAUAUUGUCAUGUUAAAGAAGAGAAAACUGAUGAUGUUGAUGAAUAUUGUCAUGUUAAAGAAGAGAAAACUGAAGAUAUUGAAACCACUUAUCGGUGUAAUUUGUGUGAUGAAAAAUUUGAAUUAGAAACUGACUUAAAGAAGCACAGUGAAAUUCACGUAAAAUCCGAAAACCCUGUCUUAAUACACGAUAAAAUAUGGGAAGCAAGUUGUAGCCACUAUAAUGAAACAGAUUUACAAAACCAAACAAGUUCUUCGGAAGAGACACAAAAAACGACAUUUACAGAGAAAUGUAGCCGCUAUAAUGAAACAGAUUUACAAAACCAAACAAAUUCUUCGGAAGAGACACAAAAACUAACAUUUUCAGAGAAGAGUAUGAUCUGUGGUUUGUGUGGUAAAUCGUUUAAUCUGAAAUCGAGUCUUCAGAGACACAUGAGAAUUCACACCGGGGAAAAGCCCUAUAAAUGUGAUGUUUGUGGGAAAUCAUUCAGAGACACGAGUAAUCUACAGCAACAUAUGAAAACCCACACGGGCGAGAAGCCUUAUAAGUGUGAUGUUUGUAGUAAAUCAUUCAUAAAAACCAGUCAUCUACAGAGUCACAUUAAAACACACACAGGCGAUAAACCUUAUAAAUGUGAUGUUUGUGGUAAAUCAUUCACUAGAUUAAGUAACCUCAAGGUACAUAUGAGAGCUCAUAUCGAAGAGGAUUCAUUUAAAUGUGAUGUUUGUGGUAAAUCAUUUACUUCCAAUGCUGAUUCUAAUAAACACAUGAGAACGCAUACAGGCGUAAAACCCUAUAAAUGUGAUGUUUGUGGUAAAUCAUUUAGUCAGAAUGGAAAUUUACAAAUACACAAGAAAUCGCAUACGGGUGAAAAACCUUACGAAUGUGGUGUUUGUAGUAAAUCAUUUACUCAGAACAGUAAUCUUAAAGUUCACAUGAGAAUUCAUACUGGGUGAAAACUUUAUAAGUGUGAUGUUUGUGGAUUUAAAACCUUACGAAUGUGGUGUUUGUAGUAAAUCAUUUACUCAGAACAGUAAUCUUAAAGUUCACAUGAGAAUUCAUACUGGGUGAAAACUUUAUAAAUGUGAUGUAGUAAAUUAUUUUCUGCCAUUAGUAAUCCACAGAGCCUUAAAGUAAUCUUAAAGUUCACAUGAGAAUUCAUACUAGGUGAAAACUUUAU